Messenger RNA from Microthlaspi erraticum, 519 nucleotides. The record is from the annotation of a GenBank genome assembly. Lineage: Eukaryota; Viridiplantae; Streptophyta; Magnoliopsida; Brassicales; Brassicaceae.
AUGGCGCGUAGGUCUGGAGAUUGCAUGAGAUGUCUGGUGAUUUUCGCGGUUGUAUCAGCAUUAGUAGUGUGUGGGCCUGCUCUUUAUUGGAAAUUCAACAAAGGAUUCGUUGGAUCCACUCGUAGCAACUCUGUUUGUCCUCCUUGCGCCUGUGAUUGCCCUCCUCCUUUGUCUCUCCUCGAGAUUGCUCCUGGGCUUGCAAAUCUCUCUGUUACAGAUUGUGGAAGCGAUGAUCCAGAGCUUAAACAGGAGAUGGAGAAGCAGUUUGUGGAUCUUCUAACCGAGGAGCUAAAGCUGCAAGAAGCAGUUGCAGAUGAGCAUAGCCGUCAUAUGAACGUUACACUCGCGGAAGCGAAAAGAGUUGCGUCUCAGUACCAAAAGGAAGCCGAGAAAUGCAACGCCGCCACUGAGAUUUGUGAGUCAGCUAGAGAGAGAGCUGAAGCUUUGUUGAUCAGGGAGAGGAAGAUGACUUCUUUGUGGGAGAAGAGAGCUCGGCAAUCAGGUUGGGAAGGUGAGUAA